Molecule: messenger RNA, 2671 nt
Organism: Dryobates pubescens (Downy woodpecker)
Lineage: Eukaryota; Metazoa; Chordata; Aves; Piciformes; Picidae
Gene: CALCOCO2
Product: calcium binding and coiled-coil domain 2
Exons: 12
Coding region: 129-1457 (442 amino acids)
Biological process (GO): xenophagy; positive regulation of autophagosome maturation
Cellular component (GO): PML body; autophagosome
Source: RefSeq, a predicted model, not a curated record
GGGAGGCGGGCUCGCCCGAGGCCACCAGUGUCCCGCCCACUGGAGGAGGAGAGCUGUUGGAAGGACCCUCCCAGGACCGUAGCUUGUUACCAGGAGGUUAAGUUCCCGCUUUGCCAAACAAUACUGCCAUGAUGGAUGAGACCUCUGAUGAGCCUCCCACUUCAGCUGUCUUCUUAGACAACUGCAACUUCACCCAGGUCAUCUUUAACAACGUGGAGAAGUUUUAUGUUCCUGGAGGAGAUGUCACCUGUUACUACACCCUCACCCAGAACAUCAUUCCUCGUGGGAAGGACUGGGUGGGCAUCUUUCGGGUGGGAUGGAAGACGACCAGGGAAUAUUACACCUUCAUGUGGGCUCCUGUGCCCAGUGACACCCCCAGGGACACCAGUGUGCAGCAACAGAUCCAGUUCAAAGCUUACUACCUACCAAAAGAUGAUGAGUACUACCAGUUCUGCUACGUGGACCAGGAUGGGGUGGUCCGGGGAGCCAGUGUCCCUUUCCAGUUCAGAGCAGAGACUGAGGAUGAUAUCCUGGUGGUCACCACACAGGGAGAAGUGAAGGAGAUUGAGCUACAAAACAAAACUUUGCUUCAAGAAAAUGAGGACCUGAAAGCAAGUUGUACAAGUCUCCAGAAACAAAACCUUGGUCUGCAGGAAGAGCUCCAGAAGACACAGGAGCUGAAGAAUAGCUUAAUCUCUCUGAGGAGCAAGACAGAGAUGCUGGAGCUGGAGCUGGAUUCCCUGAGAAAGGAAAAUAAACAUCUAAAGGAGCUGGAUGACUGCAGAGAGGCAGAACUGAGCCAACUCAAAGAGCAAAUUCAGAAUGUGACCUCUGAGAAGGACCACCUGGAAGCCAGACUGAAGACAACCAUGGGUCGCAUGGACCAGCUGCAGUCUCUAGUGUUGAAUUAUGAGAAGGAAGUGGAAAACCUGUCUCAGAUGGUUCGUGACAAGACAGAGCAGCUUGAAGGUUUAAAGGAAGAGAAUCACCGGUUAUGCAUGACUGGAACUCACCAGCAACAAAAGCAGGACUUAAUGAAAGAACUUGAGGAGCAGAAGCAUUUGGUUCAGAUUCUGCAGGCCAAAAAGAAUGAGGCUGAUGAAGAAAAUCAGAAACUAAAGGAAGAGAAUGAUGAACUCCUGAGGCAUCUUGCCCCGGCUGAAGAGGUUUCUUCCUUCCCUGCUGUUCCUCAAGCUCCAAAUCCUGAAGCUGGAAGCCUUCUCUUUGGAAAUCCAUAUUGUGCUGCAGGAGCAAACCUGGGGGCAGGAGCUGCGGGCGUAGCUUCCCUAAGGAUCUGCCCCAUCUGCAAUGAGGUGUUUCCUGAAGAUGUUGAGACCAGUCAGUACGAGGCCCAUGUGCAGAGCCAUCUUCUGGAGUGCCCACUCUGCAAAGAGACCUUUGAGAAAUCUGACAAGCAGGUCUUUGAUGACCAUAUUUAUUGCCAUAGCCUGGAAUAAUUCUCCAUUUCUAUCUGCUCUGUAGAACAGACAGCAGAGGCUGCAGGAUAGAGUAAAGCACAAUCACUGUGUGAGCUUCAUUCAUGCUAAGAUCACCCAGACAGGACUGACCCUGCCUCUACAGCUGUAAUGCUGAGCUGCUGUUUCAUGCAGCAUUUGACCAACACAUGGAUCAGGUUCAGACAUCCACACCCUGAAACUGAAUCACUGUCAUCAAACUGUAAUCCUCUGUCUUGGAUCAGGAUAUUUGCUUGUGAAACCAAACCCUGUCACUAGUGAUUUAGUUGCAGGUUCUUUAGAGCAGGGUUGGCCCUGUCACUGCUGUGUACUUUGAGGCAGGGAUCCAAGUAAUGGGAUCAGAAGUUUCCUGUCCUUGGCUGAUCUCUAUUUAAUGGUUUUAUUCUUUAAUAAAGCACUGUGAUUGCUAACCAAGGACUGGAAAUGUUGUGUCAGCUUUUAGCAUCACCCCUUCAGACCUGCUCUCAGCUUCUGGAAUGCAGAAUAAGUUAUUACCAAGUUUGAAAAGUCUUCACUAAAAAGGCAUCUCUUCUUUCACAUCCAUGGUAAAGCCAAGUGAAAGAGGCACACUGAGGCUGUCUUUGCAGAUGUGUAGGGGUCUCAGGCUUGUCCUUCCAGUAAAGCAGGCAGCAAGGCUCAUUCCAUGGUGAGGCACAUGCCCUGUCUUCUCCAUUCAUCUCAGGAGAAGGAAAGUCUGAAACUUCUGGAAGAGGGAAGGUUGGUGUGGAGCCUGAAGGAAAAGCAGGAGCUGAAUGGUCUUGGCAGCACAGAGGAGAAAGGGCCUCUUGGGGUGUCCUCACUGAAAGGAAAUUCUGGUUGUUUCUUUGGAGUUUCUAAACCUCCUUGAUUUAACAAGAAGAGCCCAAAACAUUGUGACUGAAAACUAAGUGCCUUGGGAUGGUACAAUGCUUUGUCCACCUAACUGUUUUCACUUCUGCUUCAGGAUUCUCAAUUUAUCAACAGCUUCUUUUUCUUCAGAUCUCAACUGGGAAAGGUUUCUGAUGCAGCUAGGUGAGGCUACUCCCUGCUGAGUCUCUGAAGGAGCCUGCAUCAAGUUAAAAGAAUUACUUGAAGCAAUAAAGACUCCAAAGGGUUUUGCUGUUUUGAUUCUGCACAAACUUUUUUUAUCAGUCUAGGUUUCACUAGAGUUCUUUCUGUCUUUGUGAUGUAUUAUAGGGGUAAGCUUUAUUAAGAGA